AUGGAGCAGCUAUUCACCCCCGAUUUCUCCCAGCCUAAUACCGCCCCUUCGAAUGGCCACGAGCAUGCGUCAUCCGUCGGGGAUGAUGUCCCGCACAUCGACGACCAACAGGCUGCUUCGACCGCAGACGUUGCCGACCACUUGAACGGCCCCAAUGUCGAUCAAUCCGAUCAAGAUCAGGCUCUCCGAGGCAAAGCAGCCACGCAUGGUUUGACCAUUGAAGAGAAAAAGGAGAGGCAGAAGCAGCAAAACCGUCGUGCUGCAGAGCGGAGCAGGAACAAAAAGAGAGAAGAACUCACUGCCCUUGAGAUGACUGUCAACAACAUUCAAGACGAAAACCAGCGUCUGAGAACCCGUCUGUCUUCACUACUUGCCUCCAAGUCUGAGGAUGCGCCACAAGUGCCAACCGACGUCGAAGCAGCCGGUCAUUCAAACCCUGGGGGCAUCGACUACGCCAACCUUGCCAAGCUUCAAUCCGAGCUUGCCUCAGCCAAAGCGACAUUGCUUGAGCGUGAGAUGGAACUGGCCCGUGUGCAGGGAGAAGAGCCGACUGGCGACAAUGACGAUGCUCGCCGACUCCUGUUAACGCACGCUACUUCCCUUCAGACUGCCCAGUCCGAAGUCAAGGUGUUGCACUCAGCCAUCAGUCACAUUCGGAUGGAGCGUGACAAUCUGGCUCGUCAACGCGACAUUCUUACGCGCGAGGUUGAGGCUCGACGCUCUCUUCAAGACGCUACAAAUGGCUCGCCUCCGACAAGCGCCACGGCUACUGGUGUUGAGCGUGCACUUCUGGAACUCCGCGGUUUGGUCGACAACACAAUAAAGUCAUGGGAGCAGGGAUCAAUCCUGCAGACGAGGUCUUUCAACUCGGGCGAGGGAGACAGGUAG
Apiotrichum porosum is the source of this 888-nucleotide messenger RNA. RefSeq lists its product as uncharacterized. Bases 1 to 888 code for a protein of 295 amino acids. The transcript has 3 exons. Gene Ontology annotation, biological process: regulation of DNA-templated transcription. Gene Ontology annotation, molecular function: DNA-binding transcription factor activity. The record is from RefSeq and is a predicted model, not a curated record. NCBI's taxonomy places the organism in Eukaryota, Fungi, Basidiomycota, Tremellomycetes, Trichosporonales, Trichosporonaceae.